CAUUACAAGACUCUGUGGCUCCAGGGCAUUUGAAUUCAACUUCCAACAACACUGCGCACAGAGAGCUCACCUCUGCUCUAUCAAUGGCGACCACCAGCUCUUCCACAUGCGGAUUCUCCAAACUCCAUUUCCCACUAAUAUUUACCAACAAUAUUUCAUCUUCAACAUCGGGUUUCCACACCAGAACUAGGGUCUCUCCGAUUGCUUCAAAGCCCAACAGAAUAAUAUCAGUUUCUUCCUGCUUGAUUGAUUCUUCUUCAGUCGAAGCAGUCGAGAGUAUCAGCUCCAAAGUUAAGGUGGAAACAUGUGUCUGGAAUUGGAAAGGCUAUUCUAUUCGAUAUCAAUAUGCUGGGAACAGUGGCCCUGCAUUGGUUUUGGUUCAUGGUUUCGGAGCAAACAGUGACCAUUGGCGGAAAAACAUUCCAGUUCUUGCAGAAUCUCAUCGGGUAUUCUCAAUUGAUCUUAUUGGUUAUGGUUACUCUGACAAACCAAAUCCUCGUGAGUUAGGAGACAGUCCUUUCUAUACAUUUGAGACAUGGGGUUCUCAAUUAAACGACUUCUGUACAGAUGUAGUUCAAGAUAAAGCAUUCUUUAUAUGCAAUUCGAUUGGAGGACUUGUUGGUCUUCAGGCAGCAGUGACGGAUCCAAGCAUCUGUAAGGGCAUUGUGCUUCUGAAUAUAUCUCUUCGUAUGCUUCAUAUAACAAAGCAACCAUGGUUCGGGAGACCCUUAAUUAGAUCUUUUCAGAACUUAUUGAGGAAUACCCCUGUGGGAAAAUUGUUCUUUCAAACCGUUGCCACAAAAGAGGCGGUUAGGAAUAUCCUUUGUCAGUGUUACCAUGACACUUCUCAAGUGACGGAAGAAUUAGUUGACUCCAUCCUUCUUCCAGGACUCGAGCCUGGCGCCGCUGAUGUGUUUCUUGAGUUUAUUUGUUAUUCAGACGGCCCUCUUCCCGAGGAACUACUACCUCAAGUAAAGUGUCCUGUGCUGGUAGUGUGGGGUGAUAAAGAUCCUUGGGAGCCCAUUGAACUUGGAAGAGCUUACGGAAAUUUUGACCUUGUUGAGGAUUUUGUAGCCCUCCCGAAUGUUGGUCACUGCCCUCAGGAUGAAGCGCCUCAUCUGGUGAACCCACUGGUCGAGUCUUUUGCAGCACGCCAUGCAACAGUAAAAAGCUAGUCUUUGUUGGUAUGUUAUGCAUUCGUGCAUCGGAAGAAGCAUAUAAGAUUUUACCAUUUUGUUGUUUCAACCAUAUAUAGCACAAAAUCUUGCCCAAACAAACAGGUGGGUUGUAUGUAUAUGCUGAAACUGCUUGGCAAGGGCUCAUAAUAGAAGAACACACAAGUGAUUUAUAAAGUGAUGCCAGGAUUUCUUGAAAAGU
Cynara cardunculus var. scolymus (artichoke) is the source of this 1377-nucleotide messenger RNA. RefSeq lists its product as uncharacterized. The coding region runs from base 84 to 1175 and encodes 363 amino acids. The transcript has 8 exons. NCBI's taxonomy places the organism in Eukaryota, Viridiplantae, Streptophyta, Magnoliopsida, Asterales, Asteraceae. The record is from RefSeq and is a predicted model, not a curated record.